Manihot esculenta (cassava) is the source of this 4243-nucleotide messenger RNA. RefSeq names its product cell cycle checkpoint control protein RAD9A. NCBI's taxonomy places the organism in Eukaryota, Viridiplantae, Streptophyta, Magnoliopsida, Malpighiales, Euphorbiaceae. Bases 200 to 1543 code for a protein of 447 amino acids. Gene Ontology annotation, cellular component: checkpoint clamp complex. The transcript has 11 exons. The record is from RefSeq and is a predicted model, not a curated record. Gene Ontology annotation, biological process: DNA replication checkpoint signaling; DNA repair; mitotic intra-S DNA damage checkpoint signaling.
GUUUUUCUUCUUUUUUGUCAUAACACUGUCCCGUAGUUCGUAGCAUCACAAAAGAGCAACAUUUUAAGGAAAAGCGCGAGACGCUGAGGCCUCGGAAAAAUACUUUUCGGCUUCCCGCCAACUCGAUCGACAGUAUUUUCUAUCCUUUGUAGCUGCAGUAGAGAGAGAGAGAGACUGAGAAAGAGAGAGAGAAAGCGAAAUGGAGUUUUGUCUCAGCGGAAACGCGCUCAGGACCUUUGGGCGGUCCAUCACUUGCCUCGCGCGUAUCGGAAACGAGCUCGCCAUGCAAGCCUCUCCUUCUCAGCUCACACUUCACACCAUUAAUUCAUCGCGCUCGGCCUAUCAAUCUAUCACAUUCAAGUCCAGCUUCUUUGAUAUGUAUACAAUUUCCGGUACACAAGUCCAAUGCAGCUUGCUCUUAAAGGCCAUUUGUUCUGUUCUUAGGACUCCUAUUCAAACUAUUAAUCAGCUCAAUGUACGGUUGCCUGAUCCUGAUUCAUCAAAAGUGCAAUGGACUUUGGAGUGCCACAGUGGGAUGAGAAAAGCCUAUUCAAUUACUUGCAAUGUUGAGCCCGACAUACAACAUUUAUCUCUUGAUAGAAGAAAAUUUCCAAGCAGCUUUGUGGUGAGGCCUCGAGAUCUCAACAGACUGCUAGCCAAUUUUCAAUCAUCACUCCAGGAGAUCACUGUCAUUGCAACAGAACCUGCUUCCAUACCUACUGAUGCUGCAAGUGAAAUUGGCGGAAAAGCUGUUGAACUAAGAAGUUAUAUAGACCCUACAAAAGAUAAUGACUCUGCACUACAUACUCAGCUGUGGAUAGAUCCUGCUGAAGAAUUUGUUCAGUAUUCUCACACAGGAGACCCUGUGGAUGUGACAUUUGGUGUGAAGGAAUUGAAGGCAUUCCUAGCUUUCUGUGAGGGCUGUGAAGUGGACAUUCAUCUAUAUUUUGAAAAAGCUGGAGAGCCUAUUUUAAUGGCGCCAAAAUUUGGUUUAGAUGAUGGAUCCAGUUCAAAUUUUGAUGCUACACUUGUACUAGCUACCAUGCUCAUAUCACAGCUCCGUGAAGGCAAUUCCUCAGAACCUCCACAAGGGGCUACCACUACACAUGUUCAGGCUGUGUGUGGGACUGGGUCGCAGCCACAAGCAAGGUGUAGAGCAAAUGCUUCUGAGCAUCCUUCUGAUCACACCAGAAUUUGGUCUGAACUUUCAGGAAGUGCAGCAAGAAGUGGUAGUGGUACUGAUGAAAGACAGGCUCAAGGACAAAGAAACUUGAAUGCUACUGAACAGAGGGAAAUACAAAGGAUUAGCAUGAUGCAAAUAUCAAAAGAUGCAUCUGCUCAAGUAAAUGAGCCUGCAGGUCCAAGGUGCCAUCCUAUGGAAGAGCAUCAAAAGGAAGCCCAAGAUGGGCCAGAAAUUGAUGGUCAUGGUUUUUCACAACGACAUCCAAGCAACUGGGUAGACGCAGCUGAGGACGAUGACGACGAUGGAGAUGAAAAUGAAUUGUGUGUUCAGUCAACACCUCCAUAUUAUGAAGAACACUAGCACCACGUGAUUUCUGUCUCAAUGAUAGGCUAUGAAUUUUCAAGUUCCCUACAACUGGGACUAUUUUUCCCCUUUAAAUUUGUGAAUAUCCCUUCACAUUGGUGGCUAUAUCUACGAGGUCAACUUCAGCGUGACAAAAUUCCAAGGCAAUUGAGUUGUUGGCCAAAUUGGGAAAUUGAGGGUAUUUAUAUCAAUCAGGAACAUGGUUUUUUAUUUUUGAUCUGCAUAACAAUGCAUUGCAUGUAACAUGGCUUUCUUUACUCUGCAAUUUAACCUUGUGAUUAAUUAAAAGUAAAAUGUGAAUUGUAACAAAAAUUAAUACUAAAAUGGGAAAAUGAUGAGCAGAAGAAUCUUGAGGAAAUUAUUUUUUCAGAAUUUUUUAAUAAGAUUUCGUAGAAAAGAUUUAUUAAUAGAGACAGCUGUCUUUGGUAGGCCGGGUUCCGGGACGCGCAAGCACCGUCUGGGUGAUCUGUAAUGGGUCCCAUGGGUUAAACGGCUAUUUAAGUGUUCUUAACGUCGGCGUCAAUUCCUCUCUUUGUUUAACGCCGUUACCUUUGUGCAGAUAUGUUUGGUGUGUUUUUUGUUUGGGGUGUUUUUAGGGAGGGGGUAAUAGAGUUAUAGCCGCUGUGAUUUCAAACGCUGUCACGCGGCAAGCAAAGUGUGUUCUCCGUACCUUAUUGUUUUUCAGGGAUCAUAUCUUUCAUUCUUUCCUCGUUUUCAUCUUCUCCACCGUCACCAAAAGCCGCUGCUUUUUGCUUAGCCACUAAUUUCUCAUAAAAUGCAUAAUGGAAGAUUGGCUUGGGUGACGUCUAAAAUUUACGUAUAUCAUGAAAUGUGCAUUGUAAAAUGAGCAAAUGGUUUUUCACAAUAAAACCUGAAAAAUGAAACAUUUUAAAUUUAUUAAAAGCACAAAUUAAUGUAGGAUUAACAUUUAACCAACGUUAGCUUAAUAUUUUAUAUAAAGUUGCAUAUAUAGACUUUGGGUGUUUAUUAUAGUUUCUCUUUUGAGAGGAGAUAGACAUUGAGAACCAGAAAUGAUUAUGUAUUGUGAAAAGAAAGAAUUAAUUAACGGUAGUGGUCAUUGGGUGACGGUAACGGUUGCUAAGAAAGUAGGACUGCAAUACGUGCAAUGCAAAAACCCUAGAUAUCAUUCUUCCCCUCUUUGUUUAUAUUUCAAACAUAAAAUAUUUCAUUUGUAAAAAAAAAAAAAAACAUAAAAUAUUGUAAAAAUAAAUAUUUCUCUCUCUUCCUCUGCUUACCUAACAAAUGAAAGAGAGAGAGAGAGGCGGAAAAGGACAAAGCGGUCAACCAGCGAAUACGUAUGUGUUAUUAAUUGUGGGAUAUGGACUUUGUUAAAUCUAUCCAUCCAUGUUUUCCCCUCUUAUUCACCAAGUUGGACACUUCUCUUUACUACUGUUAGGCUUUUGUCUUGUGGAGCCCUGUUUCUGUUUCUGUUUCUGUUUCUGUUUCUGUUUCUAUCCGUAAAUCAUUUUGCAAAAUUAGUUCUAAUUAACUUCAUUUCCAUGUAUGUGAUUAGAAUUGACCUUGUAGUGGUAGCCCAUUAGGAUUAUUUGUACAAUGAUAUUGACUUGUGCAAUUAAAUAAUUUUCCAAUAUCAUUAUUCUUCGCGUGUUAACGACUUUCAUAUCAGUUGAAAAUCCUCCUCUACCAAUCAAACAUUUUAUUCAUUCAUUAUUAUAUUUAAAUUUUUUAAAUGCUCUAUAUUUUUAUUUUAAUAUGAACUAAGAAAAUAUAUUGAUAAUACUUUAUUAUUAAACUAAUUUUUUCCAAUGAAAUGAGUUGGUUUGUUGAUGAAAAGUCAGAUUCUAGAAUGAUUAACAACUUUAUUUUUUUUGGUUCUUAAUUUCUUAUGUAAAAAAUCUGCCAAAUUAAUAAUACAUACCUAAUCCGUGUAUUGAGUAGUUCCCACGUAUUCAACGAAUGGCAUUUUGGUAAAUAAGGCCUAAUUCAAAGUCAAUAAUUGAUGGUUGUCUUCUUAUAAGUCUCCAACCAGCCCUUAGCUGUUGUCUCAAGUUCAAUAGCAGAAUAAAGAGACAAGCUGUGCCAUUUCCCACUCAACAAACGCAAGAGAGAAAAAGGAAAGAAAACCCUCAUUUCAAGAAAUCAAGCACACAAAGAAACAGAUCUUCUUUACAGUUUCUUGCCAAACAAUGGCCAACUUGUUAACUUCUUCUUUCAUGAUUUGUGCUGCCUUGUUCAUCUUGAUCUCGAUGAACGCAUCGACCACCGUUCACGGAGGUGGGGACCACCAGCACCAACUGGGAUGGAUACCCAUCAGAUCAUCCUGCAAAGGGUCUAUAGCAGAGUGUUUGGCCAGUAAUGGGGAGGAGUUUGAAUUGGACUCAGAGAUCAGCAGGCGCAUUUUAGCAACAAGUAGCUACAUCAGCUAUGGUGCACUGCAGAGAAACACUGUGCCUUGCUCUAGGAGAGGAGCGUCCUACUACAAUUGCCAGCCUGGGGCUCAGGCCAACCCCUACAGCCGUGGCUGCAGCGCCAUUACAAGGUGCAGGAGUUGAUUUUUAUUUCCCUUUUUUUUUUUUUGCCCAUUUUAUUUCAAAGGACGGAGGUUGGGUUUCUGAAGGGAAGGAGAGGCUGAUGAUGUUUGUUAUUUUGUGUUAUUGAUGAAAAUAUCGUUGCUAUAAUUAAUCUGAAUUUCUCUGUAAAAGAUUAUUGUUAUUA